Lotus japonicus is the source of this 1366-nucleotide messenger RNA. RefSeq lists its product as uncharacterized. Lineage: Eukaryota; Viridiplantae; Streptophyta; Magnoliopsida; Fabales; Fabaceae. Bases 58 to 1053 code for a protein of 331 amino acids. The transcript has a single exon. The record is from RefSeq and is a predicted model, not a curated record.
UGACUUCUAACCCAAAACCUUACCUUUAUCCAUCUUCUCUAAUCCAUAGACAAAACCAUGGAGAGAGACCAAGAAAAAAUGCAGUUUCUUGGGUUCUUUGGUGUCUUCAAAGAAUCCUACAUGAUCAUGUUUUCAUGGAGGAAGAUCUUUAGCCUGAUUACCUUAACUCUAAUCCUCCCUCUAUCUCUCAUCUUCCUGAUUAACAUGGAAGUAUCGCAAGUCAUGUUCGGUGGCAUUUUAUUUUACUCAGAGAGAAUAUCCAGAACCAAGUUUGGAACACCCCACCAAAAAAGGCUUAUUAACACGAUCUCCAUAGAAUGGGCCUCCUUCAUUAUCUUCAAACUCAUUUACUUUGUUUUCUUCCUCAUCUUCUCCCUCGUCUCCACCUCCGCGGUGGUUCAUACCAUCGCUUCCAUCUAUACUUCCAGAGAGGUAACCUUAAAAAAGGCCAUGGGUGCCGUGGCGAAGGUUUGGAAGAGGCUUGUGAUAACUUUCUUGUGCACCUUCGCGGCUUUUUUUAUUUACAAUGUGGUGGCAGGGAUAGUUUUAUUCAUAUGGGCACUUACAAUUGGAGAAAAUAUAUAUGGGAUGGCAACUUUGUUGGUCAUAGGGAUCUUAUAUAUCGUUGGGUUUAUCUAUUUGGCCGCGGUUUGGCAACUAGCUAAUGUUGUGAGCAUGUUAGAAGAUUCUUCAGGAAUCAAAGCCAUGAUGAAGAGCAAUGAGUUGAUAAAGGGGAAGAAGGGUUUGUCCUUGAUCAUCACUUUUAUGCUUAGUGUUUUCUUCUUUUUGAUACAGUUUUUGUUCUCCAUGGUGCUUUUGAGGCUGUUCCAUGUGGGCUUGGUGUGGAAAAUAGCAUCCGGGGUUUUGUGUCUCCUUCUGUUGUGUCAUUUGUUGCUUUUGAUGCUUGUGAUUCAAACUGUGCUCUAUUUUGUUUGCAAGUCCUACCACCAUGAGAUUAUUGGCAAGUCUGCAUUAUCAGAACAAUUGGAAGUAUAUCAAGGAGAACAUGAGCUAGUGAAGGCUACAGGUGUUCAGCAGGACUCACAUGUGUGAUAGCUAGAUAUGAAACAUUGGUGGUACGUAAACAACUAAUGGGGCCUGGAACAAACACAUUUGUGACUGUUUUAGACCGCCUCAAACUGAAAAGCUUGUAAAAAGACAAUAUAUGUUUGGUGGUUGUGUGUCGCAGGUGUUUUCCACUAGUUUAGUAUUAAUAGAUAUGAAAUAUCACGUAUCUGCCUGAAUAUGCAUAUGUAUAUACGUGUGUGCGGGUGAGAGAGAUUUAAAAGAGAAUAAAUAUGUAAAUUCGGUGUUGUUUAUUUACUUCAAGUAAGAAAUUGGGUGUUCUUUUGAUCCCUUUUUUUUC